AUCGCUGGAGGACAGAGUGAGAAAAGGAACAAGCAGAGUUAGAAGCACGACAAAAGAAGUUAUAUAGCCGCUAUAUACAUAUAUAUUUGAAUGUUUUGGAAGGCGUGUAGUGGGGAAAAACAACAGCGGUGAGUGUGGAUGGACUUGACUGUGUAGUCAUGGAGCCACCAUUGAACAAGAGGAAUCAGGCACUGAGAUUAGCGGAUUUGGCAGCGACUCAACCCCAGCCUCAUCAGAAUAUGACAGGCUUCCCGGGGCUUGGGGGCCAUCACCUUCACUCCCACCAUGCCCACCUCCACCCUGCGGAGAUGGGUAGCGACCCUGGAGUGGCACUCACUCCAUUUGGACCAGAGCACAUGGCACAGGGUAAUGCUCUCAAACUUAGCCCCUCUCAGCACAUGCAAAACCACCCUGAAGCCCAGACAGCGACAUCUUUUGCUUCUCAGACCACAGUUGGCUUUCCCGUGGCUCACCCCCACUCAGGAUACGCUUCCAGCAGGGACUACAUCCUCAGGAGAGAGCUAUCAGCCUCUGCUAUGCAUGCACUUGGCGAUCAACAUAGUUCCUCCUCCCCUCACCAUCAUGGGAUGUUUAUUUCCACAACAGGUGCUUACGGGCACACCGAAGGUGGUGCCCACGCUCUUUUUACUGGACUCCACGAGCAAAGUGUCCCAGGUGCCCAUCACCACCCUCUUAACGGACAGAUGCGAUUGGGUCUUCCGGGGGACAUUUAUGGCAGACCAGAACAUUUCAGCCACAGGCCCGAGCACUAUGGAUCAUCUUCUCUCCACAGCUACAGCUCUAUGAACCUAAAUGUGAACAUCGCAGCAGCUCCCCACGGAGCCGCAGGGGCGUUUUUGAGGUACAUGAGGCAGCCCAUCAAGCAAGAGUUAAUCUGCAAAUGGAUUGACCAGGAGCAAACUUCAAAGAAGCCCUGCUCCAAAACUUUCAGCACCAUGCACGAGCUGGUUAACCACGUUACUGUGGAACACGUCGGGGGACCCGAACAGGGCAGUCACGUCUGUUUCUGGGAGGAAUGUCCACGAGAAGGCAAAGCCUUCAAGGCGAAAUACAAACUGGUAAAUCAUAUCCGAGUUCACACAGGAGAAAAACCUUUCCCCUGCCCUUUUCCUGGUUGUGGCAAAGUGUUUGCGCGCUCAGAAAACCUCAAGAUUCACAAGAGGACACACACAGGGGAGAAACCUUUCAAAUGUGAGUUUGAUGGCUGCGACAGGAAGUUUGCCAACAGCAGUGACAGGAAGAAGCACUCACACGUCCACACGAGUGACAAGCCUUACUAUUGUAAAGUAAGAGGCUGUGACAAGUCCUACACGCACCCCAGCUCCUUAAGAAAGCACAUGAAGGUUCACUGCAAAUCACCUCCACCUCCUUCGGUCAACAUGGGUUCCAUUUACCAAACUUCAUCUAACACCUUCGGAGCCCCCUCAAGAGAGGCUGGUGCCUCGGUGGGUCCUUCGUCAGAGGUCGUUAGAAAGGGGAGUCCAGUGGUUAAGUUGCUUGCUACCAUGCAAAGGUUCCCUCACCCCGUGGUAUUGUUAGAGGUGUGGGGGAGGUCGCUACGUCGGUGA
This is a messenger RNA of Polyodon spathula (Mississippi paddlefish), 1589 nucleotides long. RefSeq names its product zinc finger protein ZIC 5-like. Lineage: Eukaryota; Metazoa; Chordata; Actinopteri; Acipenseriformes; Polyodontidae. Gene Ontology annotation, biological process: central nervous system development; regulation of transcription by RNA polymerase II. Gene Ontology annotation, molecular function: RNA polymerase II cis-regulatory region sequence-specific DNA binding; DNA-binding transcription factor activity, RNA polymerase II-specific. Bases 159 to 1589 code for a protein of 476 amino acids. Gene Ontology annotation, cellular component: nucleus. The record is from RefSeq and is a predicted model, not a curated record. The transcript is spliced from 2 exons.